CGGGGAGGGGAGAGUUCGCAUCCUGAGCUCUUCCUGCUGGAGCGGGAGUGGCAGUCCCACAAAGGGCUGAAGCUGGGUGCGGAGCUGUCACCAGCAGAGCCAGGGACCCGGCGAGCUCAGGCUGCAGCCCAGAGCUGGCCAGGGGCAGCCAGCAGGACCCAGUGGGUUGGAACCAGGCUGCAUUGAAGCUCGCCCCAGGCCCUGCCCCAGGCAAGUCCUGCUCAGGUCCCCAGCAGCACCCUCAGGCCUCGUCCCCGGGGGAAGAUGGCCGGGAGCACCUCCAUUGAUGCGGUGAAGAAGAAGAUCCAGACCCUGCAGCAGGUGGCGGACGAGGCAGAGGAGCGCGCGGAGCAGCUGCAGCGGGAGGUGGAUGCUGAGAGACAGGCCAGGGAGCGGGCUGAGUCUGAUGUGGCCUCCCUGAACCGCCGUAUCCAGCUGGUGGAAGAGGAGCUGGACCGAGCCCAGGAGCGCCUGGCCACUGCGCUGCAGAAGCUGGAGGAGGCGGAGAAAGCGGCUGAUGAGAGCGAGAGAGGCAUGAAAGUCAUUGAGAACCGGGCCAUGAAGGAUGAGGAGAAAAUGGAGCUCCAGGAGAUGCAGCUGAAAGAGGCCAAGCACAUAGCUGAGGAGGCCGACCGCAAAUACGAGGAGGUUGCCCGUAAGCUGGUGAUCAUUGAGGGGGAGCUGGAGCGCUCGGAGGAAAGGGCGGAGGUUGCAGAAAGUAAAUGCGGGGACCUAGAGGAAGAGCUGAAAAUUGUCACCAACAACUUGAAGUCCCUGGAGGCCCAGGCCGAUAAGUACUCCACCAAGGAAGAUAAGUACGAGGAGGAGAUCAAGCUGCUAACAGACAAACUGAAGGAGGCUGAGACCCGAGCGGAGUUUGCUGAGCGAUCCGUAGCCAAGCUGGAGAAAACCAUUGACGACUUAGAAGCGCGCUCCCAGCAGGAGGCGGAGAAAAACCGUAUUCUCACUAACGAACUGCGGGUCAUCCUUAACGAACUUAACAACUGAGCCAGCCUCAGCCCAUGCUUAUGUCCCGUAGCCUGUGUCUCUUGGGGUGUUCCAGCCCCAUCGCCCGCCCCCUCCGUUGCCCAGGACAUUCCCUGCAGCCCUGAGUCCUGGGAACAGGCUCCACCAGGCCGGGUGGGCCUGGGCCCUGGGGAGUCCCUGCCCUCUCCCUGCUGCUGGGUACAUGGCACAUGGACCCCACCCACUGGCCUUGCAGUGCAGAGUGACCAGCCUGCUCUGAACAGCUGGAGCCUCCUGCCUCCGGAGCUGGUUGAUUUGCCCAGGGGCAGAGCCUGCUGCCAUCACUACCCCUGUAAUAGCCAGAGCCCCCACCUUCCCCACGGGGGCACUGCUGAGCCGGGGCCAGCUGCCCAGGCUGGGGAGGGAGCGCCCAUGUGAUGGGCUGAGCCACAUGAACCCUGCCUGCUCCCUCCCUAGAGCGUAGAGCUCCCCAAGGGAAGGGGACAGCCAGCCUCCUACCGGCUCUACAGGAACUUCCUAAACCACCCAACUGCUGCAGGCAAAGGCUGUCUGGAGACUGCUCUCACAGGUCCAGCUUCUCCAGCUCCAGGAACUGUCAGGAACAGGGCGGGAGCCCAGCUACUCCGGCCCCAGCCUCUCCCAGCCGGUGCUCUAGGCAGCAGGGCAGCAGCGUUGGUUGCAGGUGACCUCAUGGAAAUACCCGUCCCAGCAAGGGCUCUGGUAGGCAGCAGGACAGAGGCACUGGAAGGGGGAGCUCUCAGCUACUCCACUCCCAGACCCGGUGUCUCCCAGCUGAGGGUAUCAUGGCGAGUCUCAUUCCAGCAGAAGUGCUGUAGGGGACAGCGCAGAAGUGCUGGCUGUGAGCAGGUUCCCCUGUAGCAUGUGCUGUACGCGAAGGCUAGAAGAACUGGCUCCUGCGGUUUCAUUAGUGCUGGUCUCUCUUCCCUCUGUGCUGUCCUCUCUCCUCCUGAGCUGCUGCCUUGCUCCUGCUCUCCAUGGAUCACCGCUCCCCGCUGAGUCUCGGAGCAGCUGGUCAGUGCUAUGCACCUUUCAUCCGCCCAGGUUUUCAUGAGUGGCUGGGCAGGACUCGCUGGGGAUGGACCUGGCUCUGCUGGAAGCACCUGGCUGCGGAAAUGGGGCUGUGCCGUCUGACAGCCCCAUGGGCAGGAGCACCCUGCAGGGAGCACAGGCAGACGCAAUGGGUGUGAAGUUAGGCUGCAAGGAUCUGACUGGUCCAGGCGCCCUACCUGGCCUCUGAGCUAUUGCUGCUCUGUGAGGUCGGGCCGUGUCCCUGGUAGGGCCUUGGCUUGGAGCUGGGGUACGUUAUGGUGCUGUGUGGAAACGCUGUUCCCCAGUGACACUGAAAUGUCCAUUUGUGUGCUUGUGUCUGUGUAUCUGGGUUUGAUCCUGUCUGGCUCGGUCUGUCUGUCCCUGUGCAUGGGCGGGUCUGUCUCCGUGUGUGUGUGUGAUCUGUGUCUGUCUGUGUGGCUGAUCACGUGUGGCUGGCAUCUGCGUCUGUCUGUCUGGAUGUGUGUCUGGAUGUCC
Trachemys scripta elegans is the source of this 2532-nucleotide messenger RNA. It is a transcript of the gene TPM2, whose product is annotated as tropomyosin 2. Lineage: Eukaryota; Metazoa; Chordata; Testudines; Emydidae. The record is from RefSeq and is a predicted model, not a curated record. Gene Ontology annotation, biological process: actin filament organization; muscle contraction. Gene Ontology annotation, cellular component: actin filament. The transcript has 8 exons. Gene Ontology annotation, molecular function: actin filament binding. The coding region runs from base 265 to 1008 and encodes 247 amino acids.